AUGGACAAAGGAAAUCUCAGCGGAAUUCUCCUUAUAGACUUCCGGAAAGCGUUCGACCUUAUAAACUAUGACCUUCUACUACAGAAACUUGCCAUUUAUGGUCUUAAAGAAUCAACACUCCAGUGGUUCAAGUCUUAUCUCACGGAACGAAAGCAACUAGUGUCUAUCGGACGUGCACCUUCAGAUCUCCUACCAGUACAUACCGGUGUUCCACAAGGUUCAUCACUUGGACCGCUUUUCUUCAUUUUAUUCAUCAACGACAUCCCACUUGUUAACAAAGAAUGCAAUUCCUACAUCUAUGUAGAUGACACCACCUUGGCCAAGUCAGGGACAUCCAUCAACACCGUUAGAUCACAUCUACAAACUGGUGCUGACAACCAAAGUAACUGGGCCUCUGAGAAUAGAAUGGCCAUCCAUCCCAACAAGACUAAGGUCAUGCUUAUUGGAUCACGACAAAAACUUUCAACCAUCAACGAACCGCUCAAUGUUUCUAUCUGCGGAACCACCAUCUCCCAAACAACCUGCGAAAAACUACUUGGUGUGCACAUGGAUGACUCACUCACAUGA
This is a messenger RNA of Paramuricea clavata, 567 nucleotides long. Lineage: Eukaryota; Metazoa; Cnidaria; Anthozoa; Malacalcyonacea; Plexauridae. The record is from the annotation of a GenBank genome assembly.